Messenger RNA from Paramormyrops kingsleyae, 3528 nucleotides. The record is from RefSeq and is a predicted model, not a curated record. Lineage: Eukaryota; Metazoa; Chordata; Actinopteri; Osteoglossiformes; Mormyridae.
AUGCUCCGGCAGUAUCAUUUGUCCCAUGGCUUAACGCAGAAACGGGCGGCUCCUGAUGUGAAGGACCAUCAGCUAUUCUGUCUUUUCUGCAAAGCCUGGCUCUGCUUUUUCCUACUCGCCGUGCUGGUAUCUCCCUGCAGGACCCAAAUGGCCAUAUUCAAGGUCGGUGUAGUGGGCCCAUGGUCAUGUGACCCUCUCUUUGCUAAGGCACUACCAAGGGCGGCAGCACAGAUUGCUGUGGACAGGAUCAACACGGACAGCUCCUUGUCAUUGGGCUCCACAUUCGGGUAUGUCAUCCUUGAGGAGGACUGCCAGACCUCCAGGGCCCUCAGUCGCUUCCUGGGCUACCACUCCCAGGUGUCUGGUUUUGUGGGGCCCACCAACCCAGGCUACUGCGAGGCCGCUUCCCUGCUGGCUAAGAGCUGGAACAAGCCUGUGUUCUCCUGGGCUUGUGUCAGCUAUGAACUGGACGACCCCCGCAGCCACCUGACUUUUGCCCGUACCGUGCCCCCGCCCACAUGGGUGCUACUUAGCGUCAUGCGCCAUUUCCGCUGGGCGCACACAGGCAUUGUCUCGUCAGUGGAGGAGAGCUGGAUAGAAACAGCCAACAAAGUGGCCAGUGCCCUGCGGAGCCAUGGCAUCCCCGUGGGCGUCAUGGCGACGACUGACGAUGACCCAAGUAGCAUACGUCACACGCUAGCAAAAAUCAAGAAGGCAGAGGACCUGCGCAUAGUGAUCCUCUGCAUGCAUUCGGCUCUGAUCGGCGGGAAGACACAGAAGCUGCUGUUGGAGAUGGCCCUGGACAUGCGCCUGACUGAGGGCUCCCUUGUAUUUGUGCCAUACGACACGCUGCUCUACAGCCUUCCCUACCAGAACGUGAGCUACCCGGCUCUGCACACCAAUGGCAAGCUACGGCGUGCCUACGAUGCUGUCCUUACCAUCACCAUGGACUCCCACGAUAAGUCCUUCUUCCAGGCAUAUCAGGAAGCCAUGGAGCGUGGGGAAGUGCCAAGGAACAUAGAGCCCGAGCAGGUAUCUCCUUUAUUCGGGACCAUCUACAGUUCCAUCAUGUUUAUGGCCAAAGCCAUGCAAAAUUUGCGGGAUUCCAGGACAUGGCUGUCAGCGAGCAACCUUGCACGCCACACCACCCACCUGUCCUUCAGUGGAUUCAACCAGCACUUCCACACGAAUGCCUCUGGUUUCAACCUGGUGGAUUAUGUGCUCCUGGACACUGACGGCCUCUCCUGGGACUUAUACCCCACCUACCGAGUGGAUUUCAAGGCCGGUAUGAUGACGUUCCUGGGCCAGCCUAUUCACUUCCCUGAUGGUUUCCCCCCCAGGGCUGAAUCCAACUGCUGGUUUGCCCGUGGAGCAUUCUGCGCUGGAGGUGUGGAUCCUUUUUUUGUUAUCGCAGUGUUUUUGUCAGCUGUCUGGAUGAUUUUCACCUGUAUUGGACUUUCUUACUGUAUAAGACGACGUAUAGGCCAGAUGCAGAUAGUUAAGGGCCCAAACAAGAUUCUGCUGACUCUGGAAGAUGUCACCUUUAUCAAUCCAUCCCUCAGCAACAAGAAGCUGAACCUGGAUGACAGCAAGACCAGCGAGAUAAGGAGGAGUCACUCUGAGGCAGAAGAUAGAUCUACAUACUCCACCUCCAGCCUGACUGCCGCCACCCACGAGAACUCCAACGUGGCCAUCUAUGAGGGGGACUGGGUAUGGUUGAAAAAACUCCCAUCCGGAAACUUUGCAGCUAUCAACCCAAAAACCUGUGACAUCUUCCAUCUGAUGAAGGACAUGCGUCAUGAAAAUGUGAACCCAUUCCUCGGUUACUUUCACGACUGUGGUGUCUUUGCGAUCAUCACCGAGUUCUGCUCUCGGGGGAGCCUGGAAGAUCUGCUGCGUAAUGAGGAUGUCAAGCUGGACUGGAUGUUCAAGUCCUCACUGUUGCUGGACCUCAUCAAGGGCAUGAAGUACUUACACCACAGGAACAUGUGCCAUGGCCACCUGAAGUCCCGUAACUGCGUGGUGGACGGCCGCUUCGUGCUCAAGGUGACUGAUUAUGGUUACAAAGAGGUUCUGGGGGCUCAAAAGUUCCCCUACGAGGAGCCGCCUCUAGAAGAGCUGCUCUGGAUAGCCCCGGAGAACUUGAGGGGCUUAUUCCCUGGGCUGCAUGGCACCAUGCAGGGUGAUGUGUACAGCUUCUCCAUCACCAUGCAGGAGGUGGUUAUACGAGGCCCACCCUUCUGCAUGCUGGACCUCUCCAUCCAAGAGAUUGUGCAAAAGAUCAGGAAGCCCCCGCCCAUAUGUCGGCCUGUUGUGUCUCCAGACCAUGCCCCUAUGGAGUGCAUUCAGCUGAUAAAGCAGUGCUGGAACGAGCAGCCAGAGAGGAGACCCACCUUUGAUGAGAUCUUCGACCAGUUCAAAAACAUCAACAAGGGGAAGAAGACCAACAUCAUUGACUCCAUGCUGAGGAUGCUGGAGCAGUACUCCAGCAACCUGGAGGAGCUGAUCCGAGAGAGGACAGAGGAGCUGGAGGUGGAGAAGCAGAAGACUGAGAAGCUUCUUACCCAGAUGCUACCACCGUCUGUAGCCGAGGCCCUGAAGAUGGGCUGCACCGUGGAGCCUGAAUAUUUCGACAGCGUCACUUUGUACUUCAGUGACAUAGUGGGCUUCACUACCAUCUCAGCCAAUAGUGAGCCCAUCGAGGUGGUGGAUCUGCUCAACGACCUCUACACUUUAUUUGAUGCUGUCAUUGGAAACCAUGAUGUCUAUAAGGUGGAGACCAUUGGUGAUGCCUACAUGGUGGCGUCUGGACUGCCCGUGCCCAAUGGGAAUCGGCACGCCGCAGAGAUCGCCAGCAUGGCCCUGGAUAUCCUGAGUGCCGUCGGCACGUUCAAGAUGAGGCACAUGCCUGACGUUCCUGUUCGCAUUCGCAUCGGCCUGCACACGGGUCCAUGUGUGGCUGGGGUGGUGGGGCUGACAAUGCCCAGGUACUGUCUGUUUGGAGAUACGGUGAACACUGCCUCACGGAUGGAGUCCACCGGCAUGCCAUAUCGUAUCCAUGUCAGUGAAAGUACUGUGAAAAUGCUGCGGGAGCUCAAGGAAGGAUACAGGGUGCAGCUGCGAGGAAGGACAGAACUCAAGGGGAAAGGCAUGGAGGAGACAUACUGGUUGGUUGGCAAGGAGGACUUCGCCAAGCCGCUGCCCAUCCCGCCAGAGUUGAAGCCAGGGCAGCUGGCUCAUGGCUUGCAGAUGGAGGAAAUAGCCCAAUAUAAACGUCGGAAAGCAGAAAAGCAGCUUGCCAAGAAGAACUGACGUACCCUCAUGCAUGGGAGAGCCCUGGUCUCAGCAUCGCCGGGCAGGAAUCUCCAGCAACGCUUUAAAAUUCACACUAUGAAUCGUGUUUCCCUUUCUGGUUCUGCAGAUGGAGCACAAAUCAGACACUGAUAUGAGCUCUGUAUGGGAGGUUAUUGGGUUUCAGUGUGUGCGUACAGUACAGACUCAUUUUGAUUUUAAGACUUUUGUUCAUUU